Messenger RNA from Pyrgilauda ruficollis (rufous-necked snowfinch), 2922 nucleotides. Its product is annotated as Y+L amino acid transporter 2-like. The transcript is spliced from 10 exons. The record is from RefSeq and is a predicted model, not a curated record. Gene Ontology annotation, cellular component: membrane. The coding region runs from base 519 to 2042 and encodes 507 amino acids. Gene Ontology annotation, molecular function: L-amino acid transmembrane transporter activity. Gene Ontology annotation, biological process: amino acid transmembrane transport. Lineage: Eukaryota; Metazoa; Chordata; Aves; Passeriformes; Passeridae.
GAAAAAUAAUUGGGUUGAUUAAUAUCUAACAAUGCAUAUAUUAAACUUAGAAGAAAAUUUGGAAAAAAAAAAAACCAGAAGAACAUUUGGUUGUUUGAAAUUAAAUAAUACCUAUGAAUUUCAGUUAACCACAACUCUUUGCUAGUCUAGCCCUCUGAAAGACUUUCUGAUUUAGUAAGUUAUACCACCAGAAUAAACAUCUUUGCAUAGUGUUAGUAAAAAUUCCAUUGUGGCUUUCUAAAUCGGCAAGAAGGAAUUAGACUGCAUUAGUUAUUCAUGGUUUCAGUGACAUAUGGAUGAAGGAUUCCCCCGCCCCCAAGUUUCCUUUUGUUUUACUUCUAUCACAACUUUCUUAGGAAUAGAGAGCAGCAGUUGCUGCCUUCUGCCUGCUUAUGACCUCAGCUGAGGCUGUUUGGAGAAAUCAAAUUCCAGGAGAGUCUGAGAUCUUUCUUGAAAGCUCUUAUUGAUUUCAAUAUUCAUGCUACUGUAAUAAAAAUAGCAGGUAAUGUGAUUUGAAGAUGCCAACCCCUUGGCAAACGUGCUGCAAUAAAAAGUCCAGAACUGAGAAUGCAAAAGCUGAAAUGGACAAUAUGGCAGAGACAAGUGAAAAAAUGCAGAUGAAAAAAAAAAUCACACUACUAAAUGGAGUUUCUUUAAUUGUAGGGAACAUGAUUGGCUCUGGCAUAUUUGUAUCACCCCGAGGUGUUUUAAUGUAUAGUGCUUCCUAUGGACUCUCAUUGAUCAUCUGGGCUCUUGGUGGGAUUUUUUCCCUGUUUGGAGCUUUGUGUUACGUUGAACUGGGAACAUCCAUCAUGAAAUCUGGAGGCAGUUAUGCCUAUAUUCUGGAGGCAUUUGGGGCCUUUGUGGCCUUCAUCAGACUCUGGUCUUCCUUGCUAAUUAUCGAACCAACAACUCAGGCAGUGAUAGCAAUCACAUUUGCUAACUAUAUUGUUCAGCCAAUUUUCCCCCACUGUGAGCCACCAUAUGACGCUGUCAGGUUGAUUGCAGCUGCAUGUAUAUGUUCCUUAACAUUUAUUAACUGUGUUAAUGUAAAGUGGGGUACUCGUGUACAAGAUGUUUUCACAUAUGCAAAAGUCAUGGCUCUUAUCUUGGUGAUAUCUGUUGGCCUUUACAAAAUUGGCAAAGGGGAAACUGAAAACCUGAGAGCUCCGUUUGAGGGCUCCACAACAAACCCAGGGAUGAUCGCCCUGGCUCUCUACUCUGCCCUCUUCUCCUACUCAGGAUGGGACACGCUCAACUAUGUCACCGAGGAAAUGCAGAAUCCUGAGAGGAACCUACCUCUUUCUAUUGCAAUUUCAAUGCCUAUUGUAGCUAUCAUUUACUUAUUGACUAAUAUAGCAUAUUAUGUAGUGUUGGACAUGUCAGCUCUCCUCACAAGUGAUGCAGUGGCUGUGACAUUUGGAGGUGAAACCCUUAGUCAUGCCAAGUGGAUAAUUCCUAUAGCAGUGGCCAUGUCUUGCUAUAGUGGCUUAAACUCAUCAAUUAUUGCAGCAUCUCGGCUUUUCUAUGUUGGAGCCAGGGAAGGACAUCUCCCUGUCAGUCUGAGCUUGAUUCACGUGAAGUGCUUCACACCAGUCCCUGCUCUCCUGUUCAACGGCUUAAUGACUUUGCUUUAUCUCCUUGUGGAAGAUGUUUUCCUCCUUAUUAAUUACUACUGCUUCAACUACUGGCUCUUUGUGGGUCUGUCUAUUGCAGGACUAAUAUAUCUGAGAUAUACUCAGCCACAUAGACCACGGCCUGUUAAACUUAGCCUCUUCUUCCCUAUAGUAUAUUGUUUGUGCUCACUAUUCCUGAUUAUAGUGCCUCUCUACAGUGACACAAUCAAUUCCCUUAUUGGCGUUGGUAUUGCCCUCUCAGGCAUUCCCGCAUAUUAUUUGGGAGUCUAUCUGCCAGUUGAAAAACGACCUAAAUGUCUACUUUGGCUCUCUGCUACAACAACGAAGUACGUUCAGAUGCUCUUCUACUGUGCUCUGUCAGACCUGGACAUAGACGUGGAACCCACAACAGCUAAGAGUAAAUAGAGUUGCCUCAACAUUGAGAAUUGUGCCUUGACAUCUCCUGUCUGGAACAAUUUUUAUCAUCUGAAGUUCUCCUCAUAUAUGCAGUCAUACUAGAGCACUAACCCCUGUACUGUGCAUCAGUUUGAUGUCAGUUAAGUUGUGAUGGUUUUAUAAAACACUCUGUUUUCCAGGAUUUCCUUUUAAAAUUCUGUUUGUUAAUAGUGAGUUAUCAUGUAACAUGCUGAAACUAUAAAGCACUUGGUUGGAAAGGAUGAAAGUUUGACAAGAAAGUUUCAUAGAUAUGUAUGCUUGGCAGAAAGCUCUUUGUAGAACCUGAGAACGAAAUAGAGAUGGAAGCAAGUUUUGAUAUAGAAGAACAAUAGAUGUCUAAAUUGACAAUUGCUGAGCCAGUAGUUACUGGACAACUAAGAAAGCAAAGGUUAAGUCAAGUUGAAAGGGUGUUGUAUGACUAGAGCAAAGGACAUGUUGACCACAAAGAAAAAGAUGCUUUUACCAAGCAGAAACAGGUCUUAGGAAAAGGAGAAAGAUACCCAGGUGAACAAGCAUGCCAAUGUGGCAAGUAGAAAAAAGGUCUAAGAAUUUUCUGCUGCAAGAAAACUGAAAUACUUUAAGCUUAAACUGUAACAUACUAACUGAUGUGAUUGGAUAGUAUUGACCAUAAUAUGGUAAUGAUAGUAGUUAUCAUAGACUAUAGGUAAUAGUAAAGGUUAUGUAUUAAAUUGCUCAGCAAAGAAAAAUAUAUAAUGCAUUGCAACCAAAACUAAAGGGUCUUCAGGCUUGUCUAUAGCUGGAGCUGACAGCUGUAGGCAUGGCUCUGUCACCCACAACCCAAGACUGCUUUAAAAUCUCAUAUACAAAUAAACAGCAUUUUGAAGAGCCA